This is a messenger RNA of Linum trigynum, 4135 nucleotides long. NCBI's taxonomy places the organism in Eukaryota, Viridiplantae, Streptophyta, Magnoliopsida, Malpighiales, Linaceae. The record is from the annotation of a GenBank genome assembly.
GACAAUGAAUUCUACACGAUAAUUCAUUAUAUUUCUAAAGAUUUGAAUAUGACAUAUCAAACACAAGAUUUCAUUUGACAAUGAAUUCACCAAGGUAAUUCAUUUUACAAUGAAAUGAAUUCUUGAUUUAUUUGAUACCAAACGGUGUGUAAAAGUGUUCAAUUGAAAUUUUGUAUGAUUAAUAGUUAACCUUGCACAUUACAAGUACCGGAAAAAUCCACAGGAGGCAAAACGAGAGAUAUUUUAAUUGCUAUAAUCCUCCUAUUUGCAAUGAAAUUAUUAUAAAUGUUAGUCAAACCAUCUAAUGACUAGUAGGAUAAUCGCUUUGCGGUUUAAAUCGCAACUCAACUGCACCGAUCCACCACCCAUCCAAUUCAAUUUGAAAAAGAAUAUGAAUGGAUGACAAAUUACAAUGAUAUCAGCUCAUUACUUAAAGAUAAAUGAAUUUAAAAUCAAAAUCCAUCCAAUCCAACCCCGUAAAUAUACUAGGUACUUCCCUUUCCUAAAAAUUUAACAAAUUACAUUUCCAUUGGGCUUUAUCCUCUUCAUUAAACAUUUUUUUUUCUUACAGUCUUUUCAUUAAACAAUAGAAGUAUUUAACAGUACAUGUUACACAUUGAAAUUGAUGAAUUUUGAGUUUAUUAGUUACUUGAACAAGGCAAUCCGAACUUGCCAAACAUUAUUUUGCGGGAAAGAAGAAGUCGAAAUGGCAGCGAGCGAGAGAGGGAGCGCUUUUGGACGGGGGAAAGGAAGAAUGGAGCAGAUAAGAAAGAGGCGUUGGAGCAGCAGGUUGGGUUUCCGUUCCCAAAACACAGUGUAUUCCAAACAUGGCAAAACUCCAUCGAUAUCCCUCCUAACCCUUCUCCAAGUUUCCGCUCUCAGAAUUCCUCUCACCCAUCUUCCCAAAAUCCAGCUAACGGAACCGGCGAGCGAAAAUCUCUCUCUCGCGCCUUCGCCCUCGCCCUCGCCCUCGUCACUCUCACAAGUCACAAGGUUCUCACUUUCUCAUGCUCUCUCUCUCUCUCGUUUUGGGUCACAAAGCGUCCGUUCUAGGGUUUCUGGCGACCUCGACUUUCAUUCGCAUGGCGAUUUUGAGUCUAGGAAUCCUGCUCGACAACGUACAUUUUCCCACUGCUGAAUCUAUCAGUCUUCAUCCUUAUUUUGGUCCCCCGGUUGCGUUGUUUCGGCAGAAUCAGUUCGCUGUGCCAUGUAAUUUAGGUUUUCUGUUUGAUAACGUAUAAUUUCCCGCUGCUGAAUCUGUCAUUCUGCAUCCUUAUUUUGUUCACCCGGUUGCGUUGUUUCUGCAGAAUCAGUUCGCUGUGCCAUGUAAUUUAGCUUUUCUGUUUGAUAGCGUUUCUUCAUUCACUUUGUGGCAGUGAUUCCCCAGCUCUUUGACUAGUGAAUGCUUGAGCUCGUUCUUAUUGUGCUUCACUUGUGCUUGAAAGGGCAGGGUUCCAGCGUUUAAAGGAAGUUGGAUUAAAUGGGGAGCCCUCCAGGGAAUGGGAUCGCCAUUGCUGACCUUGGCUUCGUAGCAAGGAAGAAGAGGAGUUGUGGAACUCGUCGGCCUUGUUCUGAGCCGCAGAGAGCCCUAGGAACGUAUGGGUUCUUUCCACCGUCCACUUCUACUCAGAAUUUAGGCGCUGGUUAUGGCGAGGAGAGUUCGGGUUUGAGCCAAAAUACGGCUGGUGAGAAGAAUGGUUUAAAGAAGCUCAAGCUGAAAGUUGGUGGUGUUACUCGUACCAUACACACUAGCCAUGCAGCUGGACAUGGCAGUGGCGUUGGUGGGUCUUAUGCAUCUAAGCAUACAGAAAAACAGUCUUUUCAGAAAUCUAAUUUUGGAAAGCAGAAAGUCUUAAAAGGAAAGGAAUCCAAUGAGAAUGAGUGUGAACCGACUCGUAAGAGUAAACGAGUUCCUAAGCGACGUAAGCUAGAUCUCGGAUUUGACGAAGAUGCUGAUUUUAUGGAUGAGGAGAUCCGUUAUCUAGGAAGGAUCAAUGCCACAAGGGUUUCUGCUGAUUGUGAAGACUACAAGAGUGUUGGAACCGGAGCAGGAAUUUUGGAAGUUACAGACAUCGGGGGAGGGAAGAGGUCUGAAAAGCUUGUGGAAGAUGAUGACUAUAUGGAAGAAGGAGCAGAAGAACUGGUAUUGAAUGAUGAACCUGAAUGUAAGAUGAACAAGUCAGGUUUUGCAGAAGGAAAAAAUGACAGAGUUCAUGUGGUGAAACAAGAUGUUUCAUUGAGAUCUGGUUCGGCAUUCGUUGAAUUCCCAGAUGGUUUGCCAGAUGCUCCAAAAAAAUCAAAGGCCAACUUCCCUGAUGUGGAGAAGCAGUUGAAGAAAGCUGAGGCUGCGCAGAAGCGUAAAUUGCACGCGGAGAAGCUUGCCAAGGAGGCUGAGGCUGAGGCUAUCAGGAAGAUUUUAGGCCAGGAUUCUGCAAGGAAGAAGAAGGAAGAAAAGAUGAAGAAACAGAGGGAUGACAUAGCUCAGGGAAAGGCUAGCAAAAGUGAUGAACUCGGAGCAAAUACAAUUAGAUGUGUUAUUGGUCCAGCAGGCACUACAGUCACUUUCUCUAAUGACGUGGGUUUGCCUCAGAUACUUAGAUCAACCCCUCGCAGCUAUCCUCCACCUAGAGAGAAAUGUGCAGGUCCGAAUUGCACGAAUGCUUACAAGUAUCGAGAUUCUAAGUCGAAGCUUCCCUUGUGUAGUCUUCAUUGUUACAAGGCAAUACAAGAGAAGAGCUACCAGUCGAGCUCGAGAUGGACGAGUUUUUGUGAUGGUGUGAAGACCAUGGAGUCCCAAAACCGAAGUGGAGCUUGCAAUCUAACCAAAGGAAGAAAUUAUUGGCAUUAGGCCGUAUGAUCUUUUCCUGACUAAGCAGGUCAAUUUUUUUGAUGGCUAUGAUUAUCUGCCAAGACUUUGUACUUGAACGAUGUAAAUUUGCUUGAAUGACUUCCAUCUGAUCGAGCUAACUAAACCGCCUUCCCUGCUUUUGAUUAAGUUUCUAUGGAGAAAUUGGGACUCCUUGUGGUGUCUGGAUUUGCAGGUUUGCUGCCUUAGGGGUCGUUUGUAAGUUACGAUUUUAAAUGAAUGAUUCUUUGAAUUCAUGUAUUCCGAAGAAUUCUUCAUUUUUUUCCAAAACUUUAUUCGAUACUGCAUUUAAGAUGGACCAUCAAAUCUCAUAUCACCCAAAUUCACUCAUUUGAAAUCUCAUUAAAAAUGUGAGAUUUUUUCUUUGAGAUUGUGGGUUUUAAUUUGUUCAACCGCAAAAAAACGAUUUUUUUUUCUUUAAAUUUUUUGAAUAGCUACAAUACAAACAAACAAGACAUUCUUUCAAUUAUCUAAUUUAUAUAAUCUUUAUAUUUACAAUACAUGUAUUUACACAUAUUUGAAAAUCUUAAACUUCCAAACGAACUUGGCCCGCUCUGUUGUAAUUGCGACAUCUUUUUUUUUUAAAUGACCCAUGGUUCCAAAUCCACUUUUAGUCUUUAACGAGCUCUCUGAUAGGGGUGGGAUUCGGUCGGUAAAUAAUUUACCGUUUACCGAAUUUACCGGUUGUGGUAUACCGAAGUUGGCCAAACUGAUUACCGAUUACCGAUUACCGAUUACCGAUACCGGUUUGUAACCGGUUUACCGAUUACCGAAUUACCGGUAAACGGUUACAAACCGGUAUUGCCGAAAUACCGUGAGAAGCGAUUUCGGGCGGUUUUUCGGUCGGUUUACCGAACCGAAUAUCUGAAAGUGGGGUGAUGUAAUAUUUUGAUUUUCUUGAAUUUUUUUCAUCAUUUUUGUAAUUAAUAAUUUAUUAUUAACUCUUAUUUACAAUAUUUUGAGGCCUAUACUUACAUUCAUGUAUGUAAUAUUUUAUAUUUUUGGGGGUAAAGCAACAAAACGCAGCAUAGCACUAGGGAGUAGGGAGGUGGGAUUCAGUAUCGGUGAUACCGAUUUACCGUCGGUAUUUACCGAUACCGUGUCCGGUAAACCGACUCCCCCAACUUCCCGCUCGGCUGCCGAUACCGCCGGUAACCGUUUACCGCCAGUUACCGGUUCGGUAAAACGAUAAAUCAUUUACCGGAUUACCACCCCUAUUCUCUGAUACAAUUGUUCGCAGUUUUCGAACAGUAAACACUAAGACACUGU